Daphnia magna is the source of this 1122-nucleotide messenger RNA. RefSeq lists its product as uncharacterized. Bases 123 to 770 code for a protein of 215 amino acids. The transcript has 6 exons. The record is from RefSeq and is a predicted model, not a curated record. NCBI's taxonomy places the organism in Eukaryota, Metazoa, Arthropoda, Branchiopoda, Diplostraca, Daphniidae.
CUUGAAGGUCGGGAGCUUUCGGCUUUUUAAGCAGGGCAGUCAUAUUCUCCUCUUGAGAAUUGACAUCCCAUGGUGGGAAAAAUAAUAAAGUUUUUCGUGUAACUGCAUCAGUUGGAAAGUGAAUGUGUCAUGAUACCUUUUUUUUUGUUAGCGUGAGGCUAUAUAAUAUUGAUUUUACUGCUGGCUUUCUUUCUGUUGUACCAAUGGGUUGGAUGAGGUUUUUGUCUUCUAGUUAUUCCUUGUGGCUGCAAGAAAGAAGCAAAAUGGGUUUCAUGCUGUCCCUGAGAGCUUCAAUACCAUGGCGUUCCAUACCAUAUUCUUUACCAAAGAUUGUGGUUGUAUUCUUCAACUUAUUGAUUCUAAAUAGGGAAUUUUCACAUUUGUCUAAUAAGGGAUUGGAUUCAAGAAUAAAUUUAAGGGUAUGGGUUGUGCCUGUUCAUUGCCUAAGAUGCCAUAAAGAUGACUGGUUUUGGAUCUGUGAUUGUUAUUCUGCCACAAGCGUUUUCAUCAAGAAAGCCUGGCGUAAGAUAUGGCCUCCAGAUGCAUGUAAUUGGCUAAGGAAACCGGCCAGAAGGCAGCUGAUAAAGGACAUGAAAGGAAAGAAUCAGCAAAAGAUGAAGCCUUCAGAGGAAUUGAGUCAGAAUGCUAAGGAAACCGGCCAGAAUGCUAGUGCAAAAAGACAAGAGCCGCAAGAGUCAGCUAAGGACACAACACAGCAAGGAAAGGAGUUAAUACAGGAGACAGGAUCAAAGUUAAUCAGAACUAAAUAAAGAAUUCCCAUGUGGUUGGUUUCUUCCACGUGCGGAAAAGACACAUACGAGUUGAACGGAACCAUAUGAAGAAUUCGGGCACGAGAAAUUCUUGCCUCAUCGGUCCCGUGCUACUCACCUGCCACCUAGUGCCAACCGAAGAGAACUUUCCCGGUCCUACGGCGGGACUGAUACACGUUCCAUUCACGAUCCGUGAUUAACAAUAGACCAUACGAUUUUUCUAUUGUAGCGUUUUUCAUAUGUACAGUUAUAUUUUUAUUUUGUAUCAAACAAAGCUAAUGAAAGCGAUUUGUUUCCCUACAACAUUGUAAUUGCUGAACGCAUUUAUACACUAGAACAUUAGUGAGAUUUA